GCGAUCCCAAAGCGGUCCACCCACGACUAUAUUGUGUCCCUUCGGAGUGCCUGUCCCAGGAGGCCAGUCGCUCGUAGAAGCCAGAACAACCCAGAACACCGAACCCAGAACGCCCCAACACCCGGUAGUUAUGUGUGGUCCCAGUUAUUGCACACUGCUGCUAAUCGCGGCUUCCUGCUACGUCCUCGUUUGCAGCCAGGCCAAGUCCUUGCAGGGCACGAGCAAACUGGAUUUGGGAAAUCACAUCAGCGGAGCCUCUGCCAGAGGAUCAUCAUCAUCACCAUCGCCCACGCUGAGUGAAGGGCGCCAGAAACGCGCCAUGGGCGACUACAAAGAGCUGACUGACAUCAUUGACGAGCUGGAGGAGAAUAGCCUGGCCCAGAAGGCGAGUGCCACGAUGCCGGUGGCCGCCGUGCCGCCGCAGGGCCAGGAAUUCGAUUUGGACAGCAUGCCGCCACUGACCUACUACCUGCUCCUCCAGAAGCUGCGACAGCUGCAGAGCAAUGGCGAGCCCGCUUAUCGCGUGCGGACGCCACGCCUUGGCCGCAGCAUUGACUCCUGGCGGAUCCUGGACGGCGAGGGAGCGCCGGAGGAGUCCAUUGGGGGGCAGUUCGUGCAGCGCAUGGCCAAGAAAUCGGUGCCGUUCAAGCCGCGCCUGGGCAAACGUGCUCAAGUGUGCGGCGGCGAUUGAGUCACGACAAGGUCGCGAAGACAUGCCACGGAACCGGACGGAGGACGAUGCGAUCCCAGGACAAGGUUGAGGCCAGGCGACUGGCCCUCGAGCUAACUAACUAACCCCCAAAUGGCCAGCUGAAUUCGACGCGACGCAAAAAUAACUACUAGCUACCAGCGCUGUUACCCUGUUUUGAGAGGAACUAAUGAUGUGUAUAUAUAGUACAUGUAUUUAUUAUUUAUUUGAAUAAAUUGCAGCCCCCAAA
Drosophila biarmipes is the source of this 938-nucleotide messenger RNA. It is a transcript of the gene Hug, whose product is annotated as protein hugin. The record is from RefSeq and is a predicted model, not a curated record. Bases 131 to 691 code for a protein of 186 amino acids. NCBI's taxonomy places the organism in Eukaryota, Metazoa, Arthropoda, Insecta, Diptera, Drosophilidae. The transcript is spliced from 3 exons.